AUGCGGCUGUUCUAUCUGGUCAAUGCACUGGUCGGUUACGAGAAGAUGCGCAAGUCGAAUCACAUGCAUUGUGCCUAUCACUUUGCCCAGCUUUCUGUGCUCAAGGGUCUUAAGGUGAUUUAG
Messenger RNA from Peronospora matthiolae, 123 nucleotides. The record is from the annotation of a GenBank genome assembly. NCBI's taxonomy places the organism in Eukaryota, Oomycota, Peronosporomycetes, Peronosporales, Peronosporaceae.